Onychostoma macrolepis is the source of this 1681-nucleotide messenger RNA. RefSeq names its product VOPP1 WW domain binding protein a (gene vopp1a). Lineage: Eukaryota; Metazoa; Chordata; Actinopteri; Cypriniformes; Cyprinidae. Bases 712 to 1206 code for a protein of 164 amino acids. The transcript is spliced from 5 exons. Gene Ontology annotation, cellular component: cytoplasmic vesicle membrane. The record is from RefSeq and is a predicted model, not a curated record.
GAUCAAAUCUGUGCGUACGCACGCUUUAUAAAUGAGGCCCCUGCUAUUGAUACGCAAAAAUGGACUUUGGCGUGUUUAUGAUACGAACGUGUUUGGCGUGCAUAUAAACGCAGUUUUCGCGUGCAUAUGUUACCAAAUUUUUUGGGCGUGCAUAUGAUACGCAUCUACCCCACAAUCCUAAUCCUACGCAUCGCGUAGCAUAUACACGCCAAAAUCCAUUUUUGCCUAUAAAUACCACGAGUUUUCAUUUUUAUUUGGCGUACUACUUAUACGCACUUUCAUGAGAUCGGGUUGGGAAGGAAGAGCUUAAAGAAAACGCACAAUAACAGGUUUCGGAUGAAUGCUUAGCUGUUUACAAGUGUGGUCAGUCAGAGGUUUAGGUUACUUGUGAAAAUAGUCCAACAGCGAUUAAAUUAGUAAAAGAGAGCAGCACAAACGUGUCUUUGUGAUGUGAUGUGAGGUCAUGUGAUGUGAUCCUCCUCACUGUAUAAUGGGGAAUUUAGAGGAUGUCGGGGAGUCCGAUGCCACAGCACGAGCGCUGCAUGAGAGUUUAAUAAUGUUCCAGUCCAGGACAUGUGGACCAACAACCCACAGUUUAAAACAACGAGCAACAGCGCUGUCGAGCAGCUUCAGUGACCUCUGCCUGUGUCUGGCGCUCUCUUACGGUCUUGAGGUAAAGCAGGUACAACAGGCUGAUCUCGCGCUGUGAGAAUGCCACAGUUAUGCGGCCUCCUCAUCACACUUUUAUUUGUUGAGACAGUUGCUGAAAAAAAGUACUGUUGGUACUUUGAAGGAGAUUAUCCUGUGUACUUUGUAUGCAAGACAUAUGAAGACUGCUGUGGCACACAAUGCUGUGUUCGAGCCCUUUCUGUUCAGAGAAUAUGGUAUUUCUGGCUGCUGCUGAUAAUUGGCAUUUUGUGCUGCUGCAGUACCGGAUACUUCAUUCGCAGACGUGUCCACCCUUACCCUCCACCCGAGAGACCUGAUUUUAACGUGGCUUUCACCAGACAGUCCAUCAUAUCACCAGGAUUGCAUCAGGCUGGCUUUCACAGUUAUGGAGACUCAGAGACUGCAGUCAUUUCCACCGUCUACCCAGUGCAGACCCACCCCGGUCACGUGACUGCAGUGUAUUCAGCCCUGCCGUCCCACUACAGACAGCCCCCUCCUUCCUAUGAUCAGGUCAUGCAGGACUCGCAGAAGAAAUAAACAGUGACUUUUUCUUACUCUAUCUGUGAGGAAUAAAACAGAAGAAGCUCAACAACUCAGGCAUGGAAGAAAACUUUGUACAAGUACAAAAACAAGAAGUUAAGAACAUUGAAACUCCAUCUUUUUCUCAGCAUAAAAGACUGCUGGAGGCUUGAGGUUCCUCAUCUGUGGAUACAGUAAAAGUGCACUUAGUUGUCAGAAUAUGUUUAUAAGCAUAACAGGUUACACAAUAGCUUUCACGUUUAAGGCAGAGCAGAUCAGUUUAACAAUAGCAACAAUAGCCUCAACAAACUACUUUAUAUUUUAUAAUUUUAUAUUGUUCACUUCUAAAGAAAUUUUAUUAUGAUACAUAGAAACAGAAUGUUCUGACAUUAUUAAACAUUUGUAUUUCUUCCACAUAAAGGGCAUUAAACACAUAAAUGCUUAUGAAAUGUUAUUGGUUGAAAUCCACUGCAUAGUACAUUUUUUAUAUCAC